This is a messenger RNA of Leptosomus discolor (cuckoo roller), 930 nucleotides long. RefSeq names its product olfactory receptor 11L1-like. Gene Ontology annotation, molecular function: G protein-coupled receptor activity; olfactory receptor activity. The record is from RefSeq and is a predicted model, not a curated record. Gene Ontology annotation, biological process: G protein-coupled receptor signaling pathway. NCBI's taxonomy places the organism in Eukaryota, Metazoa, Chordata, Aves, Leptosomiformes, Leptosomidae. Gene Ontology annotation, cellular component: membrane.
AUGGCAAAUGUUACAACAGUACUGGAAUUCACACUACUGUGUUUCAGUAGCAAUCCCCACUGCCAGAUCCUGUUAUUCACAGUGGUUUUGGUUAUUUAUAUUCUCACCAUAGGAAACAUCAUUAUAAUUUCAGUGGUGACACUGGAGCCGCAACUUCAUUCACCCAUGUACAAAUUUCUCAAGAACCUGACUUUGCUAGAGGUCUGUUGCACCACCAAGAUUGUACCCAAGAUGCUGGCGAAUCUACUGGCAAAGAGGAAGAGCAUCUCUUUCUCCGGAUGCAUGGCACAGCUUUACUACUUCAUUUCUCUGGGAGCCACUGAGUGCUACCUCUUGACAGUGAUGGCAUAUGACCGAUUUCUUGCGGUCUGUGAACCCCUGCACUAGGUGGCCAUGACUGCUGAGUCUUAUACCCGUCUGACUGUGGGCUCCUGGGUCACUGGUGUUUUCACUGGUUUUCUGCCCUGUCUGGUGGUCUCCAGACUGCAUUUCUGCAGUUACAACCUCAUCGAUCACUUCUGUGAUAUCUCUCCCCUGUUGAAGCUCUCAUGCUCAGACACCACAGUCACAGAAGCUGUCAUCUUCAUCCUCUCUCUGCUGGUCCUUUCCAGCUGCUUUCUGUUGACUCUUGUUUCAUACCUCUUUAUAAUUCUCAGUAUCCUGAAGAUACGCUCUGCUUCUGGAAAAAGAAUUACCUUCUCCACCUGCAGCUCACACCUCAUGGUAGUGACAAUAUACUAUGGUACAAUGAUUUCCAUGUAUGUCCAUCCCACCUACAACCUGUCCUCAGAGCUCAAUAAGGCUGUAUCUGUGCUCUACACAGUGGUCACACCUCUUCUGAAUCCAUUAAUCUACAGCUUGAUAAACAAGGCAUUCAGGAAGGCCUUGGAAAAAACAGUCAUCAGACACCAUUGUCUUCAUUCUUUGUAA